This is a messenger RNA of Protopolystoma xenopodis, 111 nucleotides long. The record is from the annotation of a GenBank genome assembly. Lineage: Eukaryota; Metazoa; Platyhelminthes; Monogenea; Polystomatidea; Polystomatidae.
AUGGCCUUCGACGGUGAGGCACGACGGUUUUCUGCUCUUGUUGAUGCAGCGCCUCACUUCCUGCUCUCCCGUCCGCUCGGUCGUUGGGGCUCAGAAGAUCGUCAUCCACCA